GGCUAUGGCUAUGGCAAAGAACAUUCGGGUCUAUGCGUUGAUGAUCAUUGGAGGGCUUGCAUUGAGCUGCAAUGCCGCGACAUACAUUGUCGGAGACACUUCUGGUUGGGAUAUCAGCACCGAUCUCGACUCUUGGUCUCAGGGCAAGAGGUUCUAUGUGGGAGAUGUUCUUGUGUUUCAAUACUCGUCGUCGCAAAGCUUAAACGAAGUGACGAGAGAGAAUUACAAUACCUGCAACACCACCAACGUUCUAAAAGCCUACACAAACGGAAACACUACCGUCACGCUGUCGCAGCCCGGACAAAGAUUCUUCGUUUCCGGCAACAGGUUGCUUUGUCUCGGCGGAAUGAAGAUGCAAGUCAAUGUCGAGAACAACCAAUCAUUCUCCCCGGCCGCUGCUCCUCAGCCACCGCCGCAAUCUGACGGCCUCCCUCGGCCCUCUUCCAAAACCGACAACGAUGGCGUUCCGAGCGGCUCGACUCGGCUCGUGAUCGGUGGAAAAGAGGCACUUGGGAUUGUCUUUGCGUGCUAUGUCAUCUCCUUGGCCUUUAUAUAAUAUUUGAGUUUUUAUUUGUUUUAUAUUAUAUGAUUUAUAUUGGAUAAUUUUUGUUAAAUGUUAUGUUUUGAUAUUAUAAUUAAGUUUUUAUUUAUUUGGGCCGAACUUGGAAGCCUAAUUAGAUUGGGGGCAUUGGGCUUCUUCAAGGACGAGCCCAGCCGAAAGCCUAGCGGCGGAAACAGAAACCCUAAUUCCAGUACUCAGUUACCUCUUCCCCCCUAUUUAAACCCACCAAGCACAACCAAUCUCUUAUCAUCGCUUCAGUCACCAUUCUUUUGAUUUCAGCGGCGGCCACAGUUUUCAGGCUUAGAUUCUUCGAUUCUGUUGCUUCUUAGCUCCGUUUGAAAAUUCUGGAUUCUCCAUCUCUGUUCGGAAUUGUUUGUGUUCUUGAUAGAUCGACUUGUUUAUGGUAUUCUGUGAUGCUUGAUGAACAGUUUUAGGUUUUCUGAGUUUAUUGAGAUCCAGCAAUGGAUGAAUUUCACUGUUUUCUGAUUAUAUGUGUGAAUGGUGGCUUUGAUGAUUUCCUAAAAGAUCAAGCUCAACAGACCGGAAUGCAGGUUUCUUUUUGAAACUUGCGUGUCGAUUACUUUCGAAACUGAGCCAUCUCCUCUGUUUUUGUGUUUUCAUUCUCUGUUUGAAAGAAAUCAGGCUGGUUUUGUUUGUUGUUGUGUUUCUUUUGGGAAAGGGAAGGUUACAAUGAGGAUAAAGAAGCUCCCUCUUCUGAUAUCCAUUGAGGAGAAUCUGCUGGCAGAAUCGAACCUAAUAAUCUCCAUUGCCUUCUGAGUAUGCCAAUCUCUUUUCCAAUUUUUUCAAACUUUUCCAAAUUGUAAUUUCAAGUCUGUUUUCGUUGGGGUUAGAUCGAGCUUUGUUCUCCUUUUUUUUUUUUUGUUUGUUUGUUUGAAUUGUUUAUUUUUAUGAUAAUUUCAAGUUUUUAAUGUUCGUCAAGUGAUGAAAUGAGGAAUAAUCUUAGGACACCUUCCUACACAGUAAAGCCAUGCUGUGGAUGAGAACAAAAUUUCCUUUCUGAUGAUGAUUGAAACAUAUAUCCAUCUGGGUUUUUGAAGCUUUAUAAAAGAAAGCUACAAGAUCACGUCUUUUUGGUAAGUGUACAGUCUGAACUAUCUAUGUCUUGGAUAGAAUGUAUUGAAAUUUGCUGAUGAAAUUGGGGUCGAUUAUAUUUCCUU
This is a messenger RNA of Cucurbita moschata (crookneck pumpkin), 1740 nucleotides long. Its product is annotated as stellacyanin. The transcript is spliced from 2 exons. Gene Ontology annotation, cellular component: plasma membrane. The record is from RefSeq and is a predicted model, not a curated record. NCBI's taxonomy places the organism in Eukaryota, Viridiplantae, Streptophyta, Magnoliopsida, Cucurbitales, Cucurbitaceae. Gene Ontology annotation, molecular function: electron transfer activity. Bases 5 to 556 code for a protein of 183 amino acids.